Messenger RNA from Talaromyces marneffei, 1527 nucleotides. RefSeq lists its product as uncharacterized. Gene Ontology annotation, molecular function: transmembrane transporter activity. Gene Ontology annotation, biological process: transmembrane transport. The transcript is spliced from 17 exons. Gene Ontology annotation, cellular component: membrane. Bases 1 to 1527 code for a protein of 508 amino acids. The record is from RefSeq and is a predicted model, not a curated record. NCBI's taxonomy places the organism in Eukaryota, Fungi, Ascomycota, Eurotiomycetes, Eurotiales, Trichocomaceae.
AUGCCAGACCGACACACAGAUGACGACGCGCAAUUGGCCGCCAUGGGCCACAAGGCCGAACUGCAGCGAAACUACUCCAUGCUGUCGAUGUUGGGUCUCGCUUUUGCGAUUUUGAAUUCAUGGACCGCGUUGUCGGCUAGUAUGUCGCUAAGUCUGCCGUCGGGGGGUAGUACGAGUGUUGUUUGGGGUCUGAUUACGGCCGGUAUCUGCAAUCUGUGUAUUGCCGCGUCGCUCGCCGAGUUUUUGUCUAUGUAUCCUACUGCCGGGGGUCAAUAUCACUGGGUUGCUGGCUGGAUUAAUGUAGCUGGUUGGAUUGCGCUCGUCGCUACGGCCGGUCUUUUGGCGAGUCAACUCAUUCUUGGAGUGAUUUUUUUGAUGAAUCCGGACUAUGUCUCCCAACGAUGGCAUCAAUUCCUCAUCUACAUUGGCUACAACAUUGCAGCAUUCAUUAUCAACGCAUUCAUGAACUCGGCCCUUCCUUUAGUGACACGAGCAGCAUUCAUCUGGUCUAUCACUGGGUUUGCCAUUGUCUCAAUUACAGUGUUGGCUUGUUCCUCGCCCAACUAUAACUCUGGCGAUUUCGUUUUCCGCGAGUUUCUGAAUGAGACUGGCUGGCCGGACGGUAUUGCGUGGUUACUUGGAUUGCUACAAGGUGGACUUGGUGUUACCGGAUAUGACGCAGUUGCUCACAUGAUUGAAGAAAUCCCCAACGCUGCUAUUGAAGGCCCCAAGAUCAUGAUCUACUGCGUCUGCAUCGGCACAUUCACCGGCGCCGUGUUCCUCAUUGUCCUACUCUUCGUACCUGGAAACAUCGACGACAUCAUUUCCUCCUCGGCUGGUCCUUUGCUCCAAAUCCUCGACAAUGCGACCAAGAACCAUGCCGGUGCUAUCUGUCUCUUGAUGGUCCCACUGGUGUGCCUCCUAUUCGCAGCCAUCACCAUCAUGACCACAUGCAGUCGAAUGGUAUACGCCUUUGCGCGUGACGGUGGUCUACCUGCUUCACGCUUCUUUGCACGUGUUCAUAAGAGGCUAAAUGUGCCUCUCAAUGCGUUGUAUUUGACUACUAUCAUGGUUAUUAUUUUUGGUCUGAUUUUCUUGGGAUCUUCUAGUGCAUUUAAUGCGAUCAUCUCUGCAUCCGUCGUUGCGCUCGAUAUUUCAUACGGAAUGCCAAUUAUGAUCAAUGUUAUGCGUGGUCGGAGGAUGAUUAAGGAUAGUCCGUGGAAGAUGUCUGAACCACUUGCCUGGACUGCCAAUAUCAUAUCACUUAUCUACAUCAUCCUCACAACAGUCCUCUUCCUCUUCCCGCCCGACCUUCCAGUCACGCCUAGUAACAUGAAUUACUGUGUCGUCGCUUUUGGCAUUGUGCUGAUCAUCUCCUUGUUCCAAUGGGUGGUUGACGGAAGGAAGAAUUUCACUGGGCCGCGUAUCAGUCUUGAUGAAUUGAGUCAUGGAGUUACUAUUGGACAGGCCCCGCUUGAGCAGCAGGAUUCUAGCGAGCAGGAGAGGGAAAAGACUGCUUUGAAGUAG